Molecule: messenger RNA, 2648 nt
Organism: Aplysia californica (California sea hare)
Lineage: Eukaryota; Metazoa; Mollusca; Gastropoda; Aplysiida; Aplysiidae
Gene: NEP
Product: neutral endopeptidase
Biological process (GO): protein processing
Cellular component (GO): plasma membrane
Molecular function (GO): metalloendopeptidase activity
Source: RefSeq, marked provisional
ACAGUUAGGCCUUGAGAGCGCGGAGAGCUACACCUUUCACUCCUUGCGAGUUCUGAGACGGGGCGCCUCAGGAGAAGAUUUCAAACCUUGGGCUGGAGUAACUCAUCAGUUCAUCUGUGAAACUUGCGUGAAGAGCUAGAAGGACAUCAGCCACGCCAGUGAUGGCCCCGGAGAUCCCACUCGACAUACAACGUUUGCAGUUUCAGAGAACGACAUCACACUGGCCAGAAGAGCAAAAGAGCGCUGUCUGGCGGCUGAUUGCACUGCUGGUGGUGCUAGUCCUUGCCCUGGUAGCUAUUGUGGUGCUUUCAAUAGUCAUCGUGAGAAUCAGAGAAGACAACAAAACCACCGUCAAACCUGAACCUUCUUCAGGCUCAGAUGGCACAACAUCAGCAGCUUCAGGCUCAGGAGGCACAACAUCAGCAUCAGACGGUAAAAUUUGCGUGACAGAGGGUUGUGUUACGGCAGCCGCCCGCAUCAUGAGUAACCUCGACAAAUCAGUUCAUCCCUGUGACAACUUCUACAAUUUUGCUUGUGCGAAUUGGGAAUAUGACCGCGACAUUCCCAAAGACUCAGCAGCCUUGAGUGUUUUAUCAGAGCUGGGGAAAAAAGUGGAUCGUCAAGUAAAACUUAUCAUCGAAGCGCCGUCACCACCAGACGAGCUGCCAGUAGUGACGAAGGCCAAGAAUUUGUACAAAUCCUGUCUCGAUCUAGAAACAAUGGAUGCACGUGGAAUCGACCCAUACAAGCAAUGGCUCAGUUCUACUAUCGGAGAGUGGCCUUUGAUCUCCAGUGCUUUCAACGAGUCGGAAUUUGACAUCACUGACGCCAUCAGAAAAGCCAAUAUCUACGGUCCCGGCCCCGUUGUCGCUUUCUAUGUUGGUACUGACGACAAAAACUCUUCUAAAAAGAUACUUAAGAUAGACCAGCCUGCCUUUGGUCUUCCAGGCCAGAGAUACUACCGAGUACCCAGGAACGACACGUAUAUCAAGGCCUAUGAGACGUACCUCUACAGAGUGGCAGAGGCGCUCGGAUUUGCUGACCCCGCUACGGCAGAGAAGGAUGUCGCGGACGUUGUAGAUUUUGAAAUGCAGAUCGCCCAGAUUUCCGUGAGACCUGCGAUCAGACGUAACGCCAAUGCAGUAUUUAACCCAAUGACCCUGGCUGAGCUCGACCAAGACUUCAGUUCGCCAGAGCUCAACUUCUCGAGGUUAAUCACAACAGUGAUGUCAGCACCAGAAGUAGCAGUCAGUGUCGGAGACGAUGAAAUCAUUAUGAACAGAUCACCCCCUUACUUUCGGAACCUUACAGACCUUCUUAGAAACACACCAAAAAAAACAAUAGCUAACUACAUCAUAUGGCGGAUUACUAUCUCUUACCUCGGUACUCUGACACAGGUUUUUAAAGACAUCCGAUUUGAGUUCACAAAGGCCAUAUAUGGUAUAGAAACUGUUCAACCACGAGAGUUGUUCUGUACAAGCUUUGUGAGAAGAAAUGUUGGAUUCAUCAUCAGCAAACCGUUUGUGGACAAGUUCUUCUCCCCAGAAGCUAAAGAUGUGGCUCUAGAAAUGAUCUCCGGUCUUCAGUCAGCUUUUAAUGAGAUUGUAGAUGAAGUAGAAUGGAUGGACGAAGAAACAAAAGUAGUAGCUCGAGAAAAGAAUGAUGCAAUUGUCUCCAAGAUUGGAUACCCCGAAUUUGUGAUCAAUUCCACACGACUGACAGAAUUGUACGAAAAUUACACAUAUGGAAAUGAUACGUACUUCGAAAAUAUAUUGUCCAAGAACAAAGUGAAUGUAGACAGUUCUUUCCGUAGUCUGAGGGAGCUGGUGGACAAAGAGCAAUGGUUCAGAAGUCCGCCCACAGUUAAUGCCUACUAUAACAAAGCUGGCAACGAAAUAGUGUUUCCAGCGGGAAUCUUGCAGUCACCAGUUUUCCAUGUGGACUUCCCGAAAUACCUGAACUAUGGAUCUAUAGGAGUUAUCAUAGGUCACGAAAUCACUCACGGUUUUGAUGAUAAAGGCAGGCUGUAUGACAAGAACGGAAACCUGAAUCAAUGGUGGAGUAACUCUGCUAUCGAGAAGUUUAACACCCAGAAGCAAUGUAUCAUUGACCAGUACGGAGCUUAUGUCAUGGACCAAGUGGAGCUCAAUCUGAAUGGAAUACGUACGCAGGGAGAAAAUAUUGCUGACAAUGGCGUCUCAAAGAGUCUUUCAGGGCGUACAAAACUGGGUCAAAGCACAAGAAAAGAAGAGCCUACCUUGCCAGGACUUCAGUACACGAACGAUCAACUCUUUUUCAUCAGUUUUGGGCAGACCUGGUGUAACAUGUACAGAAACGACGCUCUUAUCAGUUCCAUUCGCAGUGGCGUGCACAGCCCGGGCCAGUACAGAGUAAUCGGAUCUCUUCAGAAUUCUGAGGAUUUUGCCAGAGUGUUCAACUGUCCUUCAACAUCGUACAUGAACGCGGCCAACAAAUGUCAAGUCUGGUGAACAGGCCAAUGAACUGGUCAUUAUUCCAGAUCCGUUGAUUAUCGAUGUGCUGUUCUUGUUUUUGUGGUUCGUGCUUAUUUUAUGAUGAAAGUGGAGAAAGAAAACGUUUCAAAAACAAUUCGACAUUCCUUGCAGUUGUAGAUAAAUACACACUUCAAA